This is a messenger RNA of Harmonia axyridis, 1296 nucleotides long. RefSeq names its product saccharopine dehydrogenase-like oxidoreductase. The coding region runs from base 1 to 1296 and encodes 431 amino acids. Gene Ontology annotation, biological process: glycolipid biosynthetic process. The record is from RefSeq and is a predicted model, not a curated record. The transcript has a single exon. Gene Ontology annotation, cellular component: mitochondrion; plasma membrane; lipid droplet. NCBI's taxonomy places the organism in Eukaryota, Metazoa, Arthropoda, Insecta, Coleoptera, Coccinellidae.
AUGCCUGAAAGAAAAUUAGAUGUUAUCUUGUUUGGAGUAACUGGUCUUGUUGGCAGAUAUGGGGUGAAUUUUUUCCAUGAAUUAACGUCAAAGAGAGGACUUCAGAUCAAAUGGGGCAUCGCCGGAAGAAAUGAAAAUAAAGUCCGAAAAGUACUGCAAAAACUACACGAGAAAACUAAAGAUGAGAGAAUACCCAAAAUACCUGUGUUUUUAGCUGAUUUGCAAGAUCCUGAGUCCAUAAGAAAAGUGGUGAAAAAUACCAGAGUAUUGUUGAACUUCUGUGGACCUCUACUUCAACACGGUGAGAAUGUUAUCCGUACUUGUAUAGAUUUAGGGACUCAUUACCUGGAUGUGAGUGCUGAACCCAAUUUCAUCGAGAAAAUCCAACUAGAAUACGAUGACCAAGCCAGAAAAGCAGGAGUGUAUGUGUCCAACUCAUGCGGUUACGAUUCUCUGGCUUACGAUAUGGGUAUUGUGUUCCUCCAAAGGAAGAUGAAAGGAUUAGUGAAUUCUGUAGAGACAUAUUUAAAGUAUGGUUGCGAUAGAGGGGGUAUUCCUGGACCAGACUUCAACACGUCAACUUGGAACUCUAUGAUCGAUCUGCUUGGAAACAGCAACGAGCUCAAACAGAUGAGAAAGCUCAGAAAAGAAGAGUGGCCAGUUCUCAAACCCAGAUUGAGACGUAGGUUGAUCCCAUUCAAGCCUGAAAAUGAAGAAGGUUGGGCAAUUCUGUCUCCUACGGCAGAUCUUUCGGUGAUGCGAAGAACUCAACAGCAUAGAUACAAAGAGAGGAACGCAAGACCAGUACAAAUAGAAUCUUACUUUGUAUUCCCUAGUUUCGUGGAGAUAAUUCUCUUCAUUAUUUUUGGUGGAUUCUUGCUACUUCUCAGCAAAACAAAGUUUGGAAGGAAUUUGCUACUAAAAAAUCCAUCUAUGUUCACUGGUGGUUGUUUCUCCGACAAAGAACCCUGUGAAGAGAAGUUGGAUGACAAUUGGUGUUCUCUUAUUUUAGUAGGUAAAGGAUGGAAGGAUGCAAAGGAUCAACCUAAACACGCCCCCGAUACUGAAUUAGUGGCUAGAAUCAAAGGAAAUAAUACAGGGUAUAAAUUGACUAGUUUGUGUUUAGUUCUCUCAGGAAUUAUGUUGCUCACAGAACCAGAAAAACUUCCUAAAAGGAAAGGAGUAUUAACUCCUGGAGUUCUUUUGUCUGAAACGUCAAUAAUAGAGCACCUACACGCAAAUGGACUCAAAUUUGAGUGGAUCAAGAAUAAGGAGAUGCAGAAAAAGUCAUGUUAA